UGCACCUUGAGUGCAGCAUCGAGGCCUUGGUGAACGUCAGGGUUGCCAUGAGGCUGGAUUGAUGGCUGCGUUGCUGACGGGCGGGCAGCGGGUGAUACGCUGCGUCGCUGCGCGGAGCGGGUAAAGGUUGGCAUGUCAUGGUCUUUCGAUAUGUACGUAUUAUUAGAUGAAGCCUGAGCUAGGUCUUCCCCUCUCAGCCUGCUGUCUUCUCUCUUCGUCUCUUGCUCUUUUGUUUUCCUUUCGGUCUUGGAGUUUCGACAUCGCCACGUUCUUCGCAUUGCUGGUGGAUAACUGGGCCUUAAAUACGAGUUGCUAUCAAAGAGUGUCAAUUUCGGCCCCAAGAAAGACCUUAGGAAUGGCUCCGUCACUGGCCGAAAGGCUGGCGUUGCCUUUCGCCCUCAUCCAGCUUCUUGCGACCGUAUUUGCGCAAACAACGAUCCAGACAUCAACUCCAACCUUUGAAACAGCAACGGACACCGGCGCGUCAUUCCCGAUAACCGCAGCACCCUCCACAUCGACCGCUUCAGCGACCAGCUCCGCAUCAAGUUCGAGCUCAUCCUCGUCAAGCAGAGGACCCCAGGUGCACACGGUCAAAGUGGGAUCAGGCGGCUUCAAGUAUGAGCCAGCAGAGCUCAGGAAUGUCAGUGUUGGCGAUACGAUUACCUUCGAAUUCUAUCCGCCAGAUCACUCGGUAGCGAGAGCGGAGUAUAUGAGUCCUUGCGUGCCGUACGAGUAUACCGGGAGGGAUAAGGUGGGGUUUUGGUCGGGAACACAAUUUGUUGAUACUGUUGACGAGUUGACUCAUUGGAACCUUACUAUAAACUCGACUGAGCCUAUCUUCUACUACUGCGCCGCGCCUGGAUCAUGUAUCGACCAUGAAAUGGUUGGUGUCAUCAACCCGAACACGACCCAGACACUGGACGCACAAGUCAAAGCCGCGGGAGACUCGUCAUAUCAGCUGAAGCCUGGAGAUCCGAUUCCAAAGGAAGGAUCAGCAACACUACAUACGCAACCAGCCACAGCUGCUGCUACACCGACGGGUGGAUCCAGUCACGACGAUCACCCGCAUACCCUUUCCGGAGGUGUCAUUGCCGGAAUCGUGGUCGGUGCUGUAGCCUUCCUCGUCAUUUGCGCAGCCCUCUUCUUCUACGUCGGCCGAACCAAGUCCCUCAAAGAAAUGAUCGCACGGCGAGACGCCACAGUGGCAAAGAGCACAGGACCAGAGGCCGGAGCCGCAGGCCACUUCCAUCAACCCAUGUCUUCUCCCGGCUACCCGCCUACGCCGUUCUCUCCGCCGCCGGGACAUAACGAAUUCGGUGGGCAGCUACCCGCAUACGGCCAGCACAAUGCUACAGAUUCCCAUCCUUCGGGAUGGACGAGUCCCCCCAUGCGCCCCGGACAUACGUCGAUGACGGGGUCGCCGCCUCAACCACAGUGAGUAGAGAUCUAAUGUUAGCUGAGACUGAAACGGCAGUGCUGACGCGUGUGUAGGAUGACUGAGGUAAAAGACCAGUAUCCACACGGGCCUAUCGAGAUGAUGUCACCGACGCCGGGACAGCAGACGUUUACCGCCGAGCUUGAAGCGCCGCUUAAGACGCCGCGGUAGAAACAUGGCCAAUCCAGA
Trematosphaeria pertusa is the source of this 1624-nucleotide messenger RNA. RefSeq lists its product as uncharacterized. The transcript has 2 exons. Lineage: Eukaryota; Fungi; Ascomycota; Dothideomycetes; Pleosporales; Trematosphaeriaceae. The record is from RefSeq and is a predicted model, not a curated record. Bases 167 to 1438 code for a protein of 423 amino acids.